UUGUCUAAAAUUUUGAAUUUAAAUUUAUUAAAUAUUGGUUAAAUUAUUAACAACAGGGGUGGUAAACUAAGAAAAACAAUUAAAAGAAAAUGACUACUGAUAAUAAAAAACUUUCUGUAUAUCAUUUAGGCGAUUGUCUUGGGAAGGGUGCAUUUGGUGCAGUAUAUCGUGGAUUAAAUCCAAAUACUGGAGAAACAGUAGCAGUAAAGCAGAUAAAGCUACAUAAUAUUCCAAAAACUGAGUUGAAAGUUAUUAUGAUGGAAAUCGAUCUUCUUAAAAAUUUAAAUCAUCCUAAUAUUGUAAAAUAUCAUGGUUUUUUUAAAACUGCUGAUGCAUUGAAUAUCGUUCUUGAAUAUUGUGAAAAUGGUUCUCUUCAGAGCAUAUGUAAAACUUUUGGGAAAUUUCCUGAAAAUUUAGUAGCAGUCUAUAUUACUCAAGUAUUACAUGGCCUUCUUUAUCUUCAUGAUCAGGGUGUUAUUCAUAGAGAUAUUAAAGGUGCAAAUAUUUUGACAACUAAGGAAGGAUUUGUAAAGCUGGCUGAUUUUGGUGUGGCCACAAGGACGUCAUCAUUGAGUGAUUUUACUGUCGUUGGAAGUCCUUAUUGGAUGGCACCUGAAGUAAUUGAACUUAGUGGUGCUACUACCGCAUCUGAUAUUUGGAGUGUUGGUUGUACUGUUAUUGAACUUUUAGAGGGAAAACCCCCGUACCACAAAUUGGAUCAGAUGCCUGCUUUAUUCAGGAUUGUUAAUGAUGAACAUCCUCCACUUCCUGAAGGUUCUUCUCCUGCUACUCGAGAUUUUCUUAUGCAAUGUUUUCAGAAGGAUCCUAAUCUUAGGGUAUCUGCAAAAAAGUUACUUAAACAUCCUUGGUUGGUUAAGCAAGGAAGAUUAUAUGAUAAAAUAGUUCCUCAAUCUGCUGCAAAAUAUGAUGAUGUUAUAAAAAGUGUUCAACAGUGGAACGCUGCUUUAAAGUCCCCAGAUAUUGGGACUAUUCGAAAAUCAUCUAUAUAUUCUACGCAACCAUUUAAACCUACUGAUUUUUAUUUUUCUGCCAAUGAAACUAAAGAACUUACUUUAAAACAUGUUUCUGAAAUAAAUAGAUUGAAGACAGAAGCUUUUAGGUCUCCUGAUGAUUCAAUUACAUCAAAUUGGGAUAAUGAUUUUAUUACUGAUAUUUCUCCGUCUAAACUACUAUUAUCUGAUUCAUAUUGUAGAGCAACUGGGUUAAACAAUAAGGUCUCGUAUAAGAAUAUAUCAGAAAUACCAUAUAGAUUUAAAGAAAUAUCUUCUAAAUCCUUAGAUAAUUGGAAUAAAGAUUUUGAAGGAGGGUUGACAUUAGGAAGCUUUCAAAAAUUAAAAAUAUCUGUUAAUGAAGAUAUUGAAGAUAAUAUGAAGACUAUACGGCCUCUUAAGAACGUAAAAUAUAAUGAUUCUACUAAUGUGUCGUCUUCUAAUACCGAACUUCAAUUAUCUGAUGAAUGUUCUAAAGACAUUCCAUCUUUUCAUUAUGAAAUAACUGAAGAUUAUUCUGAUUUGGUUCCUGAGAAUGAAUAUUCUUUUGCUCAAAAGGUGGAUCAAUAUAAGAGGGAUAACUUAACAAAUCUUCGCCUUUUUCAUCCUAACGAUAUAAAAAUGCUUUCUCAAUCUUCACAUCCACUGAAGAAGUCUCGUUUUUGUCAAAAUUCUUCUAUAUUAACUACUGAAAAUAAUUCAUUUAGUGCUGCUAAUUGUUCUACUGAAAUAUCUCAGUAUAUUGAGCAUGAUGAUGAUGAGACUGAUUAUUCCAACAUUUUCAGUCAUUUAAGUCGACGCGAUGAACAAGGCGAUCUAUCAUAUUCAGAUACAUUAAUGCUUAAUACAAAACUUUCAUAUAAUUCAUGGUUUUGUGAUGAUGCUAGUGAUGAAGAUGAUCUUUUUUUGCAAAUAAAUGAAGGGUUUGAGGAAAUGGAUUUGGAUGCCAAUAUUGCUAGAGAGCAACAAGCUAGGACUGCUGAGCGUGUUAUUUCUAUAGUAGAUUCUUUAAAAGUUGAUCAAGAUGAAUCGAGCUUGAUUACUAGAUGCAGUGAUUUGAUGUCUAUUCUUUCCGAAUCUUCUGAUUUUAAAGCAAAUGUCAUUGCAGCAUCGGGUUUAUUACCAAUUUUAGAAAUUCUUGAUGUUUGUCAAAGACGAGAUCUUAUUUUGCAACUUUUAAAAAUUGUUAAUCUUGUUAUGGAAGGUAAUAUUGAAGCUCAAGAAAAUCUGUGUUUUAUAGGAGGUAUUCCUGUUAUUACCAAAUUUGCGUCAAAAAAAUAUUCAUAUGAUAUAAGAAUUGAAGCCGCAUUUUUUGUUAAGAUGUUAUGUCAUUCAUCAGGAAUAGUAUUGCAAAUGUUUCUUAGUUGUCGUGGUUUAAAUGUUCUUGUCGAGUUUCUGGAAGAAGAUUAUGAAGUACAAAAGGAUUUUGUUUGGAUUGGAAUUAAUGGAGUAUGGAGUAUCUUUGAAGCUCAGGGUUCUUCUCCUAAAAGUGAUUUUUGUAGAAUAUUUGCAAAAAGUGGAAUAAUGGAUCCUCUUUCUCUUGUUUUGCAUCAUGUAUUAAAUGAGGAACAAACAGAAUUGAAUAGGAUGUGUAGUGAAAGGAUUGUGAAAAUUUUUUUAUUGUUUUCACAAGCAGAUAAUACUGUAAAGGAAUUGAUUACAACUAGAGGAGUUAUAAAACGAAUUUUGAAAGAUCUAUUUAAAAUGCCUUUAUCUUUAUUGAUUAAUAUGUUAAAAUUUGUUAAAAAUUUAUCAACGGUUCCAGCAACUUUGGAUACGUUACAAAAUGCUAAUACUAUUGAAAUAUUAACAGAAAUAUUAGCGUCACAUGAAGGUGUAUCUAAUUCAAAGGAUAUUUAUAAUCAAGUUUUAAAUACUAUGUAUAAUUUAUGUCGUCUUAGUAAAUCACGUCAAGAAGAAGCUGCAUUGUCUGGUGUUGUUCCCUUACUUCAGAAUAUUGUUCAGAAGGUGCCUAUUUUAAAGGAAUUUGCAUUACCUAUUCUAUGUGAUUUAGCACAUGCUAGUAAGGUCUGUAGAAAAGUUUUAUGGCAAAAUGGUAGUUUAGAAUUUUAUUUGUCUUUAUUAAGUGACCCAUAUUGGCAAGCAAAUGCAUUAGAUGCUAUACUUGUUUGGUUUCAAGACGAUAGUGGAAAACUAGAAGAAUAUCUUUUAAGACCAUCCUCGAUAUUGGCAAUCAUGGAAGCAUUUAGCACUGCCAUGGCUAAUUCUUUUGAAAAUCUAUUAGAAUGUCUUCAUAAACUUCUUCGUCUCAGUCAGAGAAUAGCAUGUGCAUUGGCUCAACCUAAAUUUUUUGAAAAAUUGGUCAGAAGACUUCAACAUCAGAAGCCAAUUGUUAGACUUAAUCUUUUGCGUGUUUUAAGAAGUAUUUGUAAUGCUCAUCCUUCUAAACAAGCUCUUAUAACACAGUAUGGACUUUAUGAUAUAAUUGAGAAACUUAGUCGGCAGGAUACAGCUGUUCUUGUUCGUGAGCUCGCGAAAGAUAUUUUGAACCAGACAUGGAUGGAUAAUUCUGAAAGUAGUAAAUUAAGUAAUAGUUAUAAUAGUGAAUGCUCAAAUCAACAAGUUUCAACGGUAUGGUUUGAUGCUAAUGAUAGGUUAAUAUACGAUAGGCUUGACGAAUUAUCUAGUUCAAGGGGUAUAUUUGAUAAUGAUAUUGUAUGUAAAACACCAAAAACAGAGGUACAUCGACGUCAUAAUAUACAGAAAAGAUAUUGA
Pneumocystis murina B123 is the source of this 3746-nucleotide messenger RNA. RefSeq lists its product as hypothetical. Gene Ontology annotation, biological process: protein phosphorylation. The record is from RefSeq and is a predicted model, not a curated record. Lineage: Eukaryota; Fungi; Ascomycota; Pneumocystomycetes; Pneumocystales; Pneumocystaceae. Gene Ontology annotation, cellular component: cytoplasm. The transcript has 20 exons. Gene Ontology annotation, molecular function: ATP binding; protein serine/threonine kinase activity. Bases 90 to 3746 code for a protein of 1218 amino acids.